AUGAAGCAGGAAGAAAAAAACUCAAUAGGGUUCGCGAUUUUUAAGACUCCGUUCUCGUCUGAGGAGGAUAAGGCUGUAUGUAACCAAAUGACGCCAAAGUUCGGCUAUGCGGAUAAUGUUGAUAUGUUUGAUGCGCGCAAUGAAGACCAGUGCAAUGUUGUGGAACUAAAACAGGUUACGAGGUAUUCAUCUAAGGCCUCCGAGUAUGCUAACAGCACAAAGCUGCAUGUACCAUCGAUGCUUAAUUUACAGGCUUUGCCGAGGCGCGAUUUGGACGACGCAUUCUCGAUGGAUGAUGCCAAAACUUCUGCCUCUAUCUCGGACACAGCCAGCCCAUUCGGCACCGAGUGCGACAAAAUGAACUGGAACAAGAAGAAAAACGGAGAGUCGCUAGUGGUGCCUACUGCCUUCUCCACGUUUAAACGUAGUAGAUGUGAUCAUUUCCCUGGAUAUGCUCCCAGCAGCACGCUGCAGUUUGCCGAUGAGCCCUUCUUCACGGGGUACAAUGGCUCCUUUGCCUCUGAUGAGGUUUACGACAUUUCGGAAACGAAUUUCGAUUUCACCACGGUAACUGGCUAUGGCAUGGAUGAUGACUACACGGACAACUACGUGUCCAUCAUAGACAUGGUCUGUGGCGUAGCUGAUGAGUCGGAGGAACGCGCGAUUGGCAUGCGCCGCGACGUGCUUGUUGAGGCGCCCAAGGAGCUAGAGCCAGCGGCUGGAGAUCCUCCACUGUACAAGCAGAUGCAAGUGAAGUUGUCCGUGGCCAAGAAGGGGAAGUCGAACAAAAAGAGCAGAGGUUCAAAGGCUAGCAAGGAGCCGAUUGCGGUGGACCCCGUCAAUGUGACUAAGGAAUCAUCAGAGGCUUCUGGUGAGGUGGCUAAAGGCCCUGCCGCCGAGGAACGUAUUGAGUGGUACCCGGGCUUCAACAGACAGUUGGGAGCAAAGGGUAGAAGUGCCCUGCUCGAGCUUGUGAGGAGGGUUUACAGGCAGAACCCCCCGUACUACAAAUCCAUUCUGCAAGCCAGGAAUCCGCCAUCCUCGAUCAGCAACCUUCCCUUCUUCAACAUCCCCAUGCUCUGGGAGCUUACGCACCAGUUUGGCGUCUUCCAGCAGGCUGUUGCCAUUCACAAGAGCCAGAUGAGCGCCGCCUUAAGGAACGACAAGAGUAGGGGCAGGUCGAGGGUGGACCGCAGUCAUGCUGCACUGGCCGCUCAAGAAGCCAAAGCACAGCAACUAACACAGGAAGUUGCCAAGGAUGAUCAGGCGAAACUGUCGAGCCAGUCGAGUGAAACUAGCUGGGAUUCCGAUACGACCGGCGCGUCCCAGGAAUUUCAGAGUUCGAUGCAAGUGGAUGUCCCAAACGGCUCACAAAACAAGUUGGCAAAGCUCAAUGAAGAACCGCAGGAGCAAAACAUUACCGUGCCUCAGAACCUUAUGGUGAAACGCGACGCCACGAUGUACGAACAGAUGUCCUCAGUGGAGGCGACCGGAGGAAGAGCCACUCCGCCGGCUCAGGUGGAGCACGUCAAGCACAGCAGGUACCAGGGAGUGAGGGGCGACAAUGCGGGCCAAGUUGAACCUGUCAAGCAGCAUUUCACCACUCUGUCUGGAAGGUCAAUCAAGCCCACCAAGAGAUACGCCGACUACCAGGGCGAGUACGGCAACCAAGCUAAGCGCUACUCGGCCUACAAUGAGAACCACAACCAGACCACCAAUGACACCGUGUCUAGCUGCGACUCGAACUGCACUUCACGGGAUCCCUCCAACGUAAUUGCCGAGUGCGAUAGCCCGGCGCUCUCCAGCUCCACUGUAGUCAGCCUUUCCAAGAGUGAAGAUGGAUCGGGCGAACUUGACGUCGAAUCAGCGGAAUUGCCACCCUUGUCGCUGGUGUGGUGCGUCAAGCAGCAGAUCUCACAAAAGAACAUGGACGCCAGGUGCGAUGCCAUGGCUGAGCGUCUCAGCCCAGUGGCAUCCGCCCGCGGCACGCCUUCUCGCUGCAUUUCUGUGUAA
Messenger RNA from Babesia bigemina, 2013 nucleotides. RefSeq lists its product as hypothetical. Lineage: Eukaryota; Apicomplexa; Aconoidasida; Piroplasmida; Babesiidae. Bases 1 to 2013 code for a protein of 670 amino acids. The transcript has a single exon. The record is from RefSeq and is a predicted model, not a curated record.